UCAGUCGAUUUGAUAAAAGUCACAAUGAGAGCCGUCGCCACAUGGAUAGACAAAGUACAUGAUCGUGACAAAGUUGAGCAAUGUAUCUACGAUCUUGCCUUCAAACCAGACGGCAGCCAACUUAUUGUUGCUGCUGGAAAUCGUGUAUUGGUGUAUGACACAUCGGAUGGAACUCUUAUUCAACCCCUGAAAGGACACAAGGAUACUGUUUACUGUGUGGCUUAUGCUAAAGAUGGAAAACGGUUUGCAUCGGGGUCUGCUGACAAAAGCAUCAUAAUAUGGACUUCUAAACUGGAAGGGAUUCUAAAAUACACCCAUAAUGACUCCAUCCAGUGUGUGGCCUACAACCCUGUCACUCACCAACUGGCCUCCUGUUCCUCUGGGGACUUUGGUCUGUGGUCCCCAGAGCAGAAGUCUGUUUCCAAACAUAAAGUCAGCAGCAAGAUAACAUGCUGCGGGUGGACCAACGAUGGCCAGUACCUGGCCCUGGGAAUGAUGAAUGGGGUGGUGAGCAUCAGGAAUAAAAACGGAGAGGAGAAGGUCAAAAUAGAGCGUCCAGGAGGCUCCUCCUCUCCUAUCUGGUCCAUUGCCUGGAAUCCAUCAAAGGAUGAGCACAAUGAUAUCCUGGCUGUAGCAGACUGGGGCCAGAAGUUGUCCUUCUACCAGCUUAGCGGUAAACAGAUAGGGAAGGACAGAACUCUGACCUAUGACCCCUGCUGCGUCAGCUACUUCUCCAAGGGGGAGUACAUAGUCAUGAGCGGCUCAGAUAAGCAGGCCUCCCUUUACACUAAAGACGGGGUGCGGCUCGGCACCAUCGGAGAGCAGAACUCCUGGGUGUGGACCUGCCGGGUCAAACCAGACUCCAACUAUGUGGUGCUGGGCUGUCAGGAUGGGACCAUAGCUUUCGUCCAGCUCAUCUUCAGCACCGUGCACGGCCUGUACAAGGACCGCUACGCCUACAGAGACAGUAUGACCGACGUCAUCGUCCAGCACCUCAUCACCGAGCAGAAAGUGCGCAUUAAGUGCAGGGAGCUGGUGAAGAAGAUUGCCAUCUACAGGAACCGCCUGGCCAUCCAGCUUCCUGAGAAGAUCCUCAUAUACGAGCUGUAUUCGGACGAUUCCUCCGACAUGCACUACCGAAUCAAGGAGAAGAUCUGCAGGAAGUUUGAAUGCAACCUGCUUGUGGUCUGUUCUCUGCACAUCAUCCUGUGCCAGGAGAAGAGACUUCAGUGCCUGUCCUUCACCAGCAUCAAGGAGAAGGAGUGGCUGAUGGAGUCUCUGAUUCGCUACAUCAAAGUGAUUGGUGGCCCACCGGGCAGAGAGGGCCUGCUGGUGGGAUUAAAGAACGGAGCAAUCCUGAAGAUCUUUGUGGACAACCCGUUUGCCAUCACGCUGCUGAAGCAGUCCACGUCGGUGCGCUGUCUGGACAUGAGCAUGUCCCGCAGCAAGCUGGCCGUGGUGGAUGAACACAACACCUGUCUGGUCUAUGACAUCAACACCAAGGAGCUGCUCUUCCAGGAGCCUAAUGCGAACAGCGUAGCCUGGAACACCCAGUGUGAGGACAUGCUGUGCUUCUCUGGUAGUGGCUACCUCAACAUCAAGGCCAGCAACUUCCCUGUGCACCAGCAGAAGCUGCAAGGCUUUGUGGUGGGCUACAAUGGCUCCAAGAUCUUCUGCCUGCACGUGUACUCCAUGUCUGCAGUGGAGGUGCCUCAGUCCGCUCCUAUGUACCAAUACCUGGAGAGGAAGAUGUUUAAGGAGGCCUAUCAGAUCGCCUGUCUGGGGGUGACGGACAACGACUGGAGAGACCUGGCCACAGAGGCCCUGGAGGGACUGGACUUUGACACGGCCAAGAAGGCCUUCAUCAGAGUGCGGGACCUGCGUUACCUGGAGCUCAUCAGUAGCAUUGAGGAGAGGAAGAAGAGGGGUGAGAGUGACGAUAAUCUGUUCCUGGCCGACGUCUAUGCCUACCAGGGCAAGUUCCACGAGGCUGCCAAGCUCUAUAAACGCAAUGGCUACGACUCCAGAGCUCUGAGCAUGUACACGGACCUGCGCAUGUUUGAGUACGCCAAGGAGUUUGUGGGGGCAGCAGACCCUAAGAACUCUCGGCUGCUGAUGUCCAAACAGGCUGACUGGGCCAAGAACAGCAAGGAGCCGCGAGCUGCGGCUGAGAUGUACCUGUCUGCGGGAGAGCACCUCAAGGCCAUCGACAUCAUAGGGGAGCACGGCUGGGCAGACAUGCUGAUUGACAUAGCCCGUAAGCUGGAUAAGGCCGAGCGCGAGCCCCUGGCUAAGUGUGCGGCCUACUUCAAGAAGCUGAAGCACCACGGCUACGCCUCAGAGACCUUCUCCAAGAUGGGGGACAUGCAGGCCCUGGUGCAGCUGCAUGUGGAGGCCCGCCACUGGGAAGAGGCCUUCUCUCUGGUGGAGAAACAUGUCCAGUUCAAAGACGACGUGUAUGUACCCUACGCCCAGUGGCUGGCGGAGAACGACCGCUUUGAGGAGGCACAGAAAGCAUUCCACAAGGCGGGCCGGCAGAGCGAAGCCGUAAAGGUGCUGGAGCAGCUUACCCACAAUGCCGUGGUGGAGAGCAGGUUCAAUGAUGCAGCCUACUAUUACUGGAUGCUGUCUAUGCAGUGUUUGGACAUUGCCAGGGAAAGUGAAGAGCAGAGGGAGGAGAUGCUGAAGAUGGUUGAACGUUUCCAGCAGCUGGCAGAGCUUUACCACGUCUACCACUCGGUGCAGCGCUACACGGAUGAACCUUUCAGCUCGCAUCUGCCAGAGACGCUCUUCAACAUAUCCAGGUUCCUUCUUCACAACCUCACAAAAGACGUGCCACUGGGCAUCUCCAAAGUUAAUAUCCUGUAUGCCUUGGCCAAGCAGAGUCAGGCCCUGGGGGCCUUCAAGCUGGCCAGACAUGCUUAUGAGAAGCUGCAGGAGCUGCAUGUCCCCGCCCGCUUCCAGGACUCCAUGGACCUGGGCAGCCUCACCGUCCGCUCCAAGCCCUUCCAUGACAGCGAGGACCUGAUUCCCAUGUGUUACCGCUGCUCCACCAACAACCCCCUCCUUAACAGUCAGGGCAGCGCCUGCAUCAACUGCAAACAGCCCUUCAUCUACUCAGCCUCUUCGUACGAGGUGCUACCUCUGGUGGAGUUCUACCUGGAGGAAGGCAUCACUAACGAGGAGGCUGUGUCUCUCAUCGACCUGGAGGUCCCACGGCAGGACCGGAAGGCGGCUCGCUGGCAGGAGAUGAGCAGCGGGGAAUCCCAGUCUCUGAAGCUGGAUGAUGGGAUGGAUGAAGCUGAGGAGGACCCCUUCACGGCCAAGCUCAGCUUUGAGCAGGGUGGCUCUGAGUUUGUGGCUGUGAAGGUGAGUCGCUCCGUGCUGCGCUCCAUGAGCAGGAGGGAUGUCCUGAUCAGGCGCUGGCCCAAGCCCCUCAAGUGGAAGUACUACCGCUCCCUGCUGCCUGACGUCAGCAUCACCAUGUGCCCCUCCUGCUUCCAGAUGUUCCACAGUGAGGACUAUGAGCUGCUGGUGCUGCAACACAACUGCUGUCCCUACUGCCGCAGGCCCAUCGACGAGCCCAACUGAUCCCGUCCUGGAUCACAGCGUCACAGUCGCUGCCUCUCCAGCCGCACUGUUGUCCCUUCACCCUCUCUCAUCUCCAUCCACAUCCCUGCUCAAGGUUCAUCUACAGGGUCUCCUGAAUGUUCGUUGAAACGUUUCUAAUCAUUCUAUCGAUCAAAGCUCUUUAGUUGUCAGACAUUCUGUUUUAGAUGUUGUCACUACGGCAUUAGAUGAGUGCUACUUCCUUCCCGCAUUCGUGAAGUGACAACAUGUUGAUGCUUGUUACAUCACCAGGGUUGUUGCUGUGGUAAACACACAGUCAGACGAUCAACUUGAUAGGAUUAAGGGGAUCAGAUUACUCAGAGAUUAUAUAAUCUUAAAGGAUAUGUACAGUAGAUGAAAUAACUCCAUUCAGACUAACACUAAAAUGUAUUUAUUUUUGGAUCGGAAUGCUACUGAAAAUAUUUAUAUUGAUGCUUUGUAUUGUGCUGGUAUUUUGUCAACGUGGUUGAAUAUUAAGUUUUAACUAGUUGUAUUGUGUUUUUUAUUUUUCUAAAUAAACUUUCCUGUUCCACUGUC
Messenger RNA from Hypomesus transpacificus, 4146 nucleotides. It is a transcript of the gene ift122, whose product is annotated as intraflagellar transport 122 homolog (Chlamydomonas). The coding region runs from base 25 to 3591 and encodes 1188 amino acids. Gene Ontology annotation, cellular component: intraciliary transport particle A; non-motile cilium. The record is from RefSeq and is a predicted model, not a curated record. Gene Ontology annotation, molecular function: protein binding. Gene Ontology annotation, biological process: non-motile cilium assembly; protein localization to cilium; intraciliary retrograde transport. The transcript is spliced from 29 exons. NCBI's taxonomy places the organism in Eukaryota, Metazoa, Chordata, Actinopteri, Osmeriformes, Osmeridae.